Messenger RNA from Penicillium oxalicum, 300 nucleotides. RefSeq lists its product as uncharacterized. The coding region runs from base 1 to 300 and encodes 99 amino acids. The transcript is spliced from 2 exons. NCBI's taxonomy places the organism in Eukaryota, Fungi, Ascomycota, Eurotiomycetes, Eurotiales, Aspergillaceae. The record is from RefSeq and is a predicted model, not a curated record.
AUGUUCUCCGCUGAAAAGCUGCCGACCCUUUUCCAGGCGAUUCAAGUGCCUGAGAAUUGGCUACCGAAGGCCCCCCCCCACGCCGAAGCUAUGGCUGAAAGUGACAUCAUGCACGGGACUCCGACCACACCUUGGCAGGAUAUUCUUAGCGCCACGCCUAGACCACGACCGCGCAAAAUCAGGAUUGGACACACCAUUGGAUCGGCCCUGAAUCGAAUGUCAUUCUCACCUGUGGAAUUGGUGGACCAGAAUCGAAAGUCAAUUGGUCCCUCGGGGACGGCCCUGGCCGUCGAGGUCUAG